Molecule: messenger RNA, 812 nt
Organism: Tarenaya hassleriana
Lineage: Eukaryota; Viridiplantae; Streptophyta; Magnoliopsida; Brassicales; Cleomaceae
Product: putative phosphatidylglycerol/phosphatidylinositol transfer protein DDB_G0282179
Exons: 4
Coding region: 117-572 (151 amino acids)
Biological process (GO): intracellular sterol transport
Molecular function (GO): sterol binding
Source: RefSeq, a predicted model, not a curated record
CCUUCAGAAUCCAGAUUCAGAGUUGAAAGCUCGCAUUUGUCUCUGUUCGACAACUUCCUCGAUCAUCUCCAACUCCGACCUGAUUUUGCGGCUUUUGCUUCGAGAAUCCGCCGAUCAUGUCGAAGGUCGCCAUUUUGUCUCUUGCUUUAUCUCUUUUCGUCAUCUCAACGAUUGCCCGAGCCACCGAUGUUUAUUACUGCGAUAACAACUCAGAGUAUGAUGUGAAGGUGAAAGGGGUCGACAUUUCGCCUUAUCCAAUCGCCCGAGGCGCCCCAGCAACCUUCAGUAUCUUCGCCAACACAGGCCGUGCAAUAUCGGGUGGGAAGUUGGUGAUUGAAGUUUCAUUCUUUGGAUGGCAUAUCCACUCCGAGACACAUGAUCUUUGUGAUGAGACAAAUUGUCCUGUGGCAACCGGAGAUUUCGUUGUCUCACACUCUCAAGUUCUUCCCGGAUUCACCCCACCCGGCUCAUACUCACUUAAGAUGAAGAUGCUUGAUGCACACAAGAAGGAGCUAACAUGCAUCAAGUUCUCUUUCGACAUCGGAUUCACAUCAUCCGUGGCUGACAGUUAAGCGAAAUCGACGGUUAUUCAUUGCCCUGUAUAAUAUAUUGUCAUUUCCUUGAUCAAAACUGUUUCAUGAAAAUCAAAUCAGCUUUUAAGAAGUGCCAAACCUGCUACAUCAGUCAUUCUUGGACCGGUUAUGAUCCAAUUUCCCCAAGGAGCUUGUUCUUUGGGAUGUGCCAUAUAUAUUUGUAUGUUCUGCUUCUUCAAUCAAAACAAGACCAAAAUCCUAUUCUUGUUUCUAGUUUGA